This is a messenger RNA of Drosophila willistoni, 1032 nucleotides long. RefSeq lists its product as uncharacterized. The coding region runs from base 415 to 738 and encodes 107 amino acids. NCBI's taxonomy places the organism in Eukaryota, Metazoa, Arthropoda, Insecta, Diptera, Drosophilidae. Gene Ontology annotation, molecular function: serine-type endopeptidase inhibitor activity. The transcript is spliced from 2 exons. The record is from RefSeq and is a predicted model, not a curated record.
GAGCAUCAGGUGUUUGAACUUUUUUUCUGUUGAACUCAGACGGUAGAAAAACUCAUAAAAUAUAGAUCGUUCAUCUACAGUAUAGUAGAUACGGUCUGAACUCUAUUGGAUUGGAUUUUUACGGUUCAUAAUAUAUAUAUAUGGGUGCUACGACGACUUGCUGCUGCGCAUUUGUCUUCUUAAACAACGUCAGCAUCAUUGGCAUAAUUGACCGAGUGACUUCUUCUAUGGCCAUUCAAACGAUAGCAGUUCAACCAAGAGCAGUAAAACCAGCAAUACAAAGCUGAAUUUGAAAGUCUAUAUAUUGGAGACUCUUAAGCCUGAAAAAGGACACUAAAAACUGUGAGAACACUUCACCUCUCUGCAACUACUGCUGUCCAGUUAGAUUUGACUUUUACCUGCAAAAAGUAUUCUAUGCCCAAGAUGUCCUCGUUCAGUCGGAAUGCAAUUAGCCUAAUGCUAUGCCUUAUACUGGCAAUAGGCAGUCUAAGACUUCAGUUGGUUGAAGCACGUGUGCGUGAUCUCUGUCAGGUGAAACCCAGCACUAGUGGUCUCUGUGUGCCCAGCACUUUGGGCAUUUAUUAUGAUGAGGAGACCCAACAUUGCCAUUUCGUGGGCUGCAAUAACAAACGUCUCUUUAGCAGCUUAGAUGAUUGUGAAAAAAUAUGCAAUAAUUCCAGGCAUAUUAAGCUGCGAAGUCGCAGUCAACGGCAGAGAGUGAACGAAACCACAAAUUGAAAAUAUAUAAAUAUUUGGAUAAAGAAAAAAAGCAAAAGAACUCUCAUUUGUUGUUGUUGUUGUGGUUGUUGUUAUUCUCAUUAGAUAUCACGACAAUUGUAUUCACAUUCGACCUUGGUGGCAAAACGGUUAUCAUUUCCACCACAUCCGCCAUAGAUGAAGGGCUCACAAUGACGCUUGAUGGGAUUGUAGGCGUAGCUCUCCACAUAACCGAAACAACGACCACUGAUUGAGGGCUGUAGACACAUUUUCACUAGGAAAUAAAUACAUUUUUUUCGUUAAUUUUUUAUUUAA